Elaeis guineensis (African oil palm) is the source of this 3122-nucleotide messenger RNA. RefSeq names its product putative disease resistance RPP13-like protein 3. Lineage: Eukaryota; Viridiplantae; Streptophyta; Magnoliopsida; Arecales; Arecaceae. Gene Ontology annotation, biological process: defense response to other organism. Gene Ontology annotation, molecular function: ADP binding. The record is from RefSeq and is a predicted model, not a curated record.
UAAAGUUUUAGUUUAGUGUGACCUGGCAUCAGCAUCUUACCUUUGGAAUAAGGUUUUUCCUCGUUGAGGAGUGCUAAAAGCUUAAGAAAGAAGAUUCCACGGCUAUUGCUGAAAGAAAGAAAGCAUCCGAACUACUGACAACUUCUUUUGCAGGGAUCAAGACUACCUAGUCCUUCUUGCUCAUACAUUUCAUCACCAUCCAUAAUCUUCUUAUCUGAGAGCAAGAGGAGAGAGGGGGGAGAGAUGGCUGACUCUAUUGUUUCGAGUAUUGUUUCGGAUGUCGUGUCUCAGCUUGCCAAACUCCUCAUAGAAGAAGCUGCGUUUUUGCAUGGGGUGAAGGGUCAAGUCGAAUGGGUCAAAACAGAACUGAAACGAAUGGAAGGCUUCCUCGAAGAUGCGGAGUCCAAGAGGAGGGCAGACAGAAGAGUGGAAAAUUGGAUACGUGAGAUAAGAGAUGUGGCAUAUGAAGUGGAAGACAUCAUAGACACGGUCAACUUCAUGGCUGAGCAGCAGCGUCGGAGGAGAGGCUUCAUGGGCUCCUUUUCAAGGUACUGUCCUCAACCUUGUGGAUUGAUCUCCCAACAUAAAAUUGGAUCUAAAAUUGAUGAAAUAAAGGAGAAGAUCUGUGGUAUCUCUGAGGGCGCAGAGAGAUACGGCAUUAAUGCCAGCCUGGGUGAAAGUAAAGCUGAGAAGAGCAGUGAUAGGGAUGAUACUUUACAAGCAAUGAGACGCUUCCCUCCUCAUUUCUUUGACGAGACUGAUGUCAUAGGCUUUGAGGAUGAUAAAAAACAAUUACUGAAACAUUUGCUUGAUUCUGAUAAUAGAAUACUUUGUGUAAUUUCUAUAGUGGGUAUGGGCGGGCUUGGCAAGACCACCCUCGCAAGAAAAGUGCAUAAUGACCCUGCAAUUAGAGAACAUUUUGACACCUUUGCUUGGGUUUCAGUUUCUCAGAAUUACCGAGUUAUUGAGCUUCUGAAGGAAAUCAUGAAGAAGGUAAUGGGACUAAAAAGGAAGAGAGAAACAACUACAGGAAUUACACUAGAAGACUUGGAGCAGAUGGGUGAAGAAGAAGUGAGAGAGAGGCUCGUUGAUUUCCUAAGAGACAAAAGGUAUUUGGUCGUGAUGGAUGAUGUAUGGACUGUGGAUGUUUGGAGACAAGUGGAGCAAGUCCUUCCUAAUGGAAACAACGGUAGCAGAAUAUUGCUGACGACCCGUAAGAUUGAAGUUGCAAGACAUGCCGAGCCACGGAUACCUCCCCAUGAGCUACAGCAUUUGAAUGACACAGAGAGUUUGGAACUGUUCCGUAGGAAGGCAUUUCCACCAAAUGAAGAUGUCCCCACUGAGUUGAGGGAAUUGAUCCAGCAGCUUGCAAGGAGGUGUGGUGGACUUCCUCUUGCACUGGUGGUGUUGGGGGGCCUUCUGUCGAGGAAAGAUCGCAGUUAUGAUACAUGGUCGAAAGUAGCUCAGAGCACUAACUGGCAAUCGCACGGAGAAGGGCAGGAAUGCCUCAGUAUAUUGGGUUUAAGUUACAAUGACUUGCCAUAUCAAUUAAAACCAUGUUUCUUGUACAUCACCGCAUUCCCUGAGGACUCCAUUAUCUCUGUUUCCAAAUUAGUGAGGUUGUGGAUCGCUGAAGGUUUCAUACUAGAGGAGCAGAGACAGACAAUGGAAGACACCGCAAGGGAUUGGUUGGAUGAGUUGGUGCACAGGUGCAUGAUCCAGGUUGUCGAGAGGAGCGGGGCUUAUGGGCGGGUUAAGAGCAUACGCAUCCAUGAUAUGUUCCGUGACUUUGGCCUAUUAGGAGCUAGAAAGGAUGGAUUCCUUCAUAUUUGCAGUGGUGACAUGGCAGUAUCUGAUGGUAUAUCGAGUCAUCGUGUAGUUUUCCACAAUCGUAUAAAUGACAGGGUUGUUGAUUCCUCACCACAUCUCCGCACUUUGCUAGGCUUCAAUUUAAUUUUGACUAAUGUGGGAAGAUUUUUGAGUGGGUUAAACUCACUGAGGGUGCUGGAUUUGGAGGGCGCAACAGAUCUGGAGGAGUUACCGAAACAGAUCGGCAACAUGAUUCAUCUACGAUACCUGGGACUGAGAAACACUGAUUUGAAGAGGUUGCCAUCCUCCAUAGGACGUCUCCUGAAUCUGCAGACUUUGGAUGUGAGAGAUACACAAAUUUUAUGGCUUCCGAAAUCAUUUUGGAAAAUCCCGACGCUGAGGCAUGUAUAUAUUAAUAUGCCUAUGUUUGUAAGCGCACCAAUAAGUGGUGAUCACAAGAACCUGCAGGCUCUACGUAUCGCAUGCACCAAAUAUUGGGUUGUCGCAUUAGCCUUUACAGAGAUGGCAUAUGAAAGAAAAUUUAGUGAAUCAUUCGGAAAAUCACUCGACAAAAUGGACAGCCUCCUCUCCUUCAGUAUGAGUGUAUUUAAGACAGAAUUGCCAACAGACAUCUCCGCACAUGGACGACACCUGCAGAAGCUCCGCUCAUUGUAUCUGAGAGGAUCGUUCCAACAGCAGCAACUCCCGGACAUCACUCAAUUCCCACCAAACCUCACCAAGCUCAUAUUAAUUUCAUCUCAUUUGGAGCAAGACCCAAUGCCGGUGCUGGAGAAGCUGCCAAACCUCAGGCUUCUUGAACUGUGCGGUGCAUAUGACGGGAAGAGCAUGUCGUGUUCUGCUGGUGGCUUUCCUCGACUGCAACACUUGAUAUUGGCAUGUCUCAAUGAUUUAGAGGAAUGGAGGGUGGAGGUUGGAGCGAUGCCCCGCCUCACCCACUUAACUUUCCAUUGGUGCGGAAUGUUGAAGAUGCUUCCCGAGGGAUUGCAGCACGUGACCACGGUUCGGGAACUGAAGCUGAUUGACAUGCCCCGUGAGUUCAGUGACAAGGUCAGAAGUGACGAUGGGUACAAGGUCCGACACAUCCCCUCCAUUAUUAUUAAAAAGGAGUUCCCACCAGAAAUAUUUUAACUGAUCAUGUCGAUUGAAGUGAUGAUCUAGUCAAAAAGGUUCUCUGGCUUUGUUUAAUAUGUACAAGGAGGCAUUUCUAGCUAUUUCUUAUGGAGCCAUCGAACUAUUGAUUGUAUUAGUUCUUCAUUUUUAUUUUUACAUUGUAUGUUUCUUCAGAUUUUAUG